AGAAGCGUUUGAAGCUGACUCGUAAAUACUCAGUAGAGAAAUGCUGUACACCCUGGGUUAAUGGGGUACACUCAGAAUGCCCAAUUUUUUUUUACCCCAUCCACACAUUCCACACGCUCGGACGUGUGUCAAAAGCACACAAAAUAACCCGCCUCUCCAUUCUAAAAUCGACCCAUCUUUCCCGCAUCCCAACAGUUCCCGCCCCGCCUUCCUCACCCCCUUGUGUGGCACACCUUCGCCGUUCAUCCUCAUCCCCAUUUGGCAGACUUAGCACGUCCGGCUUCCUCCUCCAUCCCCAUUAAGCAGACUUCGCGACUCCGGCUUCCUCCAUCCUGACUCUGAAGCCAGCGUUGCGUCAACACCGAAGGGAGAAGACCCCAUUGAAGACCCCACAGUUUCGAACAAGGUGUAAACCAGUCUGUCCCACAGCGGGCGCUUCUGUUGCAAAUUCCUGUUAGUGAGCAUUUCCCGAGCUCUUAUUCAAUAUGCUCCAGGUUUGGAGAUGCCGCAAAGUUGCUGAAUGUUUGUUUGUCAAAGAAGCAGCUCACCAUGUUCAAAGACACUCCGUGGGGUCAUUUGCUAGAUGCUCAGGAGAUGUAAUUCUCUGCCCAGAUCAUCCACGUGUCCUUGUUACACCUAGUGAGUGAACACCCAGAGAUGUGGUUUUGUGUGCGAGGGAAGCUUUUGAAGUUUACUUUAAUUUCAAUGAUUUUGUCCGCAUAAUUCGACUACCACCUACUGUUGAGAGGCUUGAGUUGUCCACCGAUGAAAAAGACUCAAUUCCUAAGAAGUUCUUCUAAGGGACGCAUCGAAAUUACAUUUCAGCAGCUGAAGAAUAGGAUGAAAGAUUACAAGGCUCCAAGGAGAGGUGAUCCACUACAGGGUCUCAAGCUUGCAUCUUUGUACUACACACAGUGUGUCCUGCUUUCAAGAAGUACCCUUGGGCGUUAUAAUCAUAUAAUUCGACCGUGACACACAUGAAUUCGCUAAUGGUAGCCUGGUAGGCCAACCAAUUUUUUUUAAGGAAAACAAGGUCGACGAUCCUACGUACCAAAAAGCGAAGAAUACGAUGUUUGGGCGUACGAUAAUGUACCGAACUUGGUUAAAUUAGCCGCUAUAAAAGUAGCUGAAGAGCCUUGCUCCAUGCUUAACUGGAAAGCGGAAGGAUAUUUUCAAGCCGCAAAGCUUCAAGAAAAAGUCUUCUUUGAGAGAGUGAUUCGUCUACCAAUGAAGCUGGAGAUGAAUCUUCGUUGGGACAUCCGGUUGUAGUUGAAGAAUUAAAAAAACCAAGGUUGUGUAUUGAAUGUUUGGAGUCUCGGUUGAAAGUUGUUGAAAGGAGUACUGUUGAAAUGAAGACGCUGGUAGUUGCACGAUUUGGAAAAUAUGAUAAAAACGGUGUUGCAAACCCCCUUUCUGGAGACGAUGAGCCUGUUGCCGAAGGAAGCUCCCCGGUUGGAUGAGCCUGUUGGAAAAGGAAGCCACCCACUUGAUCAAGGAGGUUCGCAUACUUGUGUGAACCCCUUUUUUGGAGAGGUUGAGGGUGUUGGCGAAGGAAGCCCCCCACUGGAUCAAACAGUUUCUCAUACUUAUUUUAACCCCCUAUUUGGAGAGGAUGAGGUAACCAUGUAUACGUUACUACUUAUAAUGUCAGUGUGCACCGAUGCUUCAGUUUAUAUUAUUUGUGAGUACCGUAAGUAAUACUUGUGUGAAUUAUCAGACUGUUGGCGAAGAAAGCCCCCCACUUGAUCAAGGAUCUUCUCAUACUUCUGUGAACCCCCUAUCUGGAGAAGAUGAGGUAACCUUGUAUACGUUACUACUUAUUACUAAUGUCAGUGUGCACCGAUGCUUCCGUUUACAUUGUAUGUGCGUACCGUAAGUAAUACUUGUGUGAAUUUUCAAGCUGGUGGCAAAGGAAGCCCCCACUUGAUCACGGAGCUUCGUAUACUGGUGUGAACACCCUUUCUAAAAGGUGUCAUACACCCACCAACAUCAUGAUCUGCAGUUCUGAGGUAAACUUUGUGUGUGUACUCUUACAUAUCUGUAUAUAUACACUAUGAAUGAGGUUGUCUCAAAAUAAUGCUUGUAUGUAGUCAUUUUUUUAAUGUAGUAAUAUGUACAAAUAAAUUAAGUGCAUUGUGUCAUAGUAUGUAGUUAUUUUUUUUAAUGUGUAGUUCGGUGCCGAAAAUUUUCAUGAAAUAAGUACAAAGGCCCCAUUCAAAAAUUUGGGUUGGGCUGAGGUCAUUGAAGAAGGUGGGUCGGCUACAAUAGACGUUCUGGCGCUUGAGGAGCAAAGCCGCCAAGAAAAUCAAAAAAGAAAAAGAAAGUGUUCUAAGUGUCCAUGUAGUCCAUUCACCGAUCCUACAAGAAAGCGGGCAAAAAGACAAAACACCAAUCCAAACUCAACAUUUGUAGACAUACGUGAUGACGAGUGGCUAGGGUUGAAGAAGUGGAUUGAAGAAGAUGACAAUCAAGAACCAACCAUUGAUGUACUUCAUAUUCUGGGCUUUGAUGAAGUGACUCGCAAGUUUUUCCGAGACCUGAUUGAGUCGGAUGAGUGGUUGUCCAGUGAAGUAAGUAACUAGACUACAAAUAUUGUGUGAGUAAGCUUAAUACAUUAUCCAUGUAAGUAGAAUUCAUUAAAGGGUAACUUGUUUACUUAAUUAUUUCAGCACAUAGACGCCAUUUGCUCACUCAUAAAGAAGUCCAUGGAGAAAAAAAAAAUUGAAAUCAUUAGUCCCUACUUUACGGUAUUUUACUUAAUCAAUUUGAUGAACUAGUGUAACGUGUUAAUACCAAUGCGACUUUUGAUUUUAUUGACUAAUGUACUGUUUUAAUAUAGCAUAAAUCUUGAACAAGGACAUUAAAAUUGUUGAGCACUGGGCUGGAGACAGGUUACUUCCGCUUGUUAAUUGGUCAGGUUUUGAAAAGGUAAGCACGUGAAAUGCCGGUGAAACUAUUAUUUAUGUCUGUCCACACCAACAAUUUGUGUAUUCAAACAUUUGUUAACUGUCUGUGUGCAACAACAAUUUAUGUAUUCAAACAUUUGUUAACUGUCUGUGUGCACCAACAGUUUAUGUAUUCAAACAUUUGUUAAUUGUCUGUGUGCACCAAUAGUUUAUGUAUUCAUCAAACAUUUGUUAAUUGUCUGUGUGCACAAACAGUUUAUUCGUAAAUGCAUGUAUUAGGUUUUAAUAUCAUUGAAUGUGGAUGACAAACAUUGGAUGUUGGCGGAACUUGACUUAAAGGCGAUGGU
Cuscuta europaea is the source of this 3253-nucleotide messenger RNA. Lineage: Eukaryota; Viridiplantae; Streptophyta; Magnoliopsida; Solanales; Convolvulaceae. The record is from the annotation of a GenBank genome assembly.